AUGCCUGCAGGUGAGAGUACCUGGAUAAAAACCGAGGAUGAAUUAGAUAGGCCAAAUAGGACAAAAUCUAAGAAGAAAAACACCAAAAGUAAAGAGAGCUUUGAGCUUGAGACUCUCAAAAACCUCCGUCUCAAGAAGGACGAGGAGACCGAUGAUGACACCACACAUCAUACGGAACUCAGCGGCAGUGAGUGGGAACGGGCUGCAAAAAUCAACAAUGGAGCAAACCAGGAGGAGACACUGCCAUCAAAGUCUCAAAGAAAGCUUCCCAGUCAGCCUUUGCAAGACUCUGAUGCAAGACGCAGGAGCAAGAAGGGAAAACAGAAAGAUGACCCCAAUGGAGACCACAACAAGGACGGUGAUGAGCUGCUGCGGGAGUACCAGCAGCAGAUGGCGCCAGAUGAAGAGACACAAGUGAGUGAGGAUUUAGGAAAGAUGAAAAAGAUGAAGCUGAAAUCUGCCACAACGGAAUCAGAUAUUGGGGAUCAUGACCAGAAUAAUGCUGCGGAAAGUGACAUUCAGGACAGGAAGAAGAAAAAGAAGAAAAAGUCAACGGUGGAAGGGAGCAACAACACUGCGCCAAAGAAGCCAGUUGCUUCCGAUGAAAAUGAAGGUCUGGUGCUUGGGGUAUAUGUACACCGAACAGACGGCCUCAAGACAGACGUGCGCAUCUCGCAUCCCAUGGUGAAGAUCCACGUGGUUGAUGAUCUCACAGGCCAGUACGUUAAGAAAAUAGACAGCCAUCGUCCCGUGUCGUCUUUUUACGAGCAAGACAGCGUGGACCACAUCCUGCCCAUCAUGACGCAGCCAUUUGAUUUCAAGAAGAACAAAUCAAUCAUCCCUGAGUGGAAGGAGCAGAUCAUCUUCAAUGAGCCCUUUGUGCACUUUGUUGGGCAGGACCCCAACAGCCCUAGAGUUAUUAUUUUUUUUGAGAUCCUGGACUUUCUAACCAUGGAGGAGGCCAAAGCCAACGUUGAUGUUGCAAUACAUGAGCGAGGAUUCAGAAAAAUUGCAUGGGCCUUUCUAAAGCUAGUUGGUGCUAAUGGCGUGCUGAACACCGGUGGGAAAAUCCGCCUGCAGCUCUAUGUACCCCCUACAUGGGCUAAGAGAAAGCCCUGCACCAUCGAAGUGGUAGAGUGGUGGCGACAUUACCCCCGGGUCAAAUAUGCAUCCACCCUCUAUGUCACAGUGAAAGGCAUUAAGUUGCCACAGCAUGUGGAUCCGAGUAUUCGUUCCAUGAUGGCACUGCAGGAAGAGCGAGGCAGCAUGUCAUAUUGCGAGCUGCAGGAUGACGUUAACAUGACGUCCACGCCUCACUCCAAAGAGAAGGGUGCUUCGGAGUGGAAGUGGAGCAGGAUUCCUGGACAGGUGUGUCGGAUUCCCAAUAAGCCAAUGCUAGUGUUCCGUGGAGGCCAGAUGGGCUGCUUGACGUUACUCUUCUCUCAUGCUGGGACGCUUCUCGCCGCAGCUUGUGCCGACAGAGAUAUGUUUCCUGUUGUAGUGUUUGAGAUUCCCUCUGGGAAAGCUUUAGCAGUUUUCAGCGGCCAUCUUAAAGUUGUCUACGAACUGUGCUGGUCUGCAGAUGACAGACAUCUUUUAUCCGUCUCUUCCGAUGGAACAGUCAGGGAGUGGGAUGUAGGACACUUCCUACCAACUGCGCGGAAGGUUCUGCCACACCCAUCAUUCGUAUAUUCUGCACGGUACCACCCAGCGGCGGAGCACCUGGUGAUCAGCGGCGGCUACGACUGCGUAGUCCGAGCGUGGAGACUUGACGUUGACGACUUCAACGGCCUGCUCCUACGUGAAUUUGAAGCUCAUGGCGGAUUUGUCAAUACUAUUUGCUUCGACACAACAGGACACAGGAUGUUCUCGGCGGACAACACUGGAUGUAUCAUGAUGUGGAACACCUCAAUAUGCGAUGACGAACAACAGCCUUGGCGUCACUGGUGUGUGGAGAAGGUGCACACCGAGGCAGACCUCACGGGAGUGCCCAUCAACAUGCUGCAGGUCCAUCCAAACGGGCGGUGCCUCCUCAUUCAUGCCAAAGACAAUGUCCUCAGGAGUUUGGAUCUGAGAAUUAUGACAAUGAUUAAGUUCACCGGGGCCACUAAUCAAAGAGAGAGGAUCUACAGCACCUUCACGCCAUGCGGCAACUUCAUCUUCUCCGGCAGCGAGGAUGGAAUGGCGUACGUUUGGAACACUGAAACCGGUGAUCAGGUGGCGGUGUACUCGGAGCUUAGCUACAGUUCAGCCUUGUGCGGCGUGGCCUUCCACCCUCAUGAGAACAUGGUGGCCUUCUGCGCCUUUGGGGAAAGUCAACCUGUGCAUGUUUACCUGCAUGACAACAAAGUGUCCCAGCUGGAAGUGCGCAAAAUAAAGGAGCUCAGGUCUGAGUCAAACACACCUGACACGCUUAACAACACACCAGCAUUAAUGUCCUCGGAUCAGUUGAGCCAAGCAACCAGACAGGCGUUAAAAAUGCAGCGAGUCAAAGAGCAAAUGGAUUCUGUCCUUGAACCACAUCACAGGUCUUCAUCUUUUGAACCAGGAAGGAGCCUGUUUUCUGACAUCAGCACGAUAAAAUCCAACGCUUCCCUUCCUCCUCUAUUGGGCGGCUUCAGUCCAGUCGGGCUGCAUCGACAGGGGAUGUCGUCUCACAAGCAUCAGACGCCUCUUCCUAGCUACGACUCUACUCAACCUGUGGUGGUAUCACUGCACGACUACAAAGCCAACCGCUCGGACGAGCUGACGCUGCGGCGUGGCGACAUCAUCCGUGUGCUGUACAAGGACAAUGAUAAAUGGUGGUAUGGGAGCUUGCCGGAUGGACAGCAGGGCUAUUUUCUCGUUGCCUACGUAGAAGUUAAGGGAGACGCGGUCGAGGAGGUUGCAGUGGCAGAUGCAGCUGUGGAGAGGGCAACGCCGACCAUGAUUUCCACUGCAAUUACUCCUUCUGGGGAACUCCGGUUUCUCUCCGAGCCCGCUCUAACUGACACAGAGCCAGAAUUGAUGGAGGCCAAACCCAAAAAGAAAAAGAAAGUGAAAAAGAAUGUGGGAAAACCACCACCAUCGCCACAGCUAACAUCACCUCAGGCCACAGUUUCCGACACAGAUGUCGGAAGCGAGUCGGCCGACAAUAGAGUCCGACCCAAUCGCCGCCCCCUCCCGAAGAGACCGACUAGGAGGCCCAGUGAUGCUGUGCAACUCGACCAAUGA
Messenger RNA from Nerophis lumbriciformis (worm pipefish), 3213 nucleotides. The record is from RefSeq and is a predicted model, not a curated record. NCBI's taxonomy places the organism in Eukaryota, Metazoa, Chordata, Actinopteri, Syngnathiformes, Syngnathidae.